Penicillium brasilianum is the source of this 5027-nucleotide messenger RNA. The record is from the annotation of a GenBank genome assembly. NCBI's taxonomy places the organism in Eukaryota, Fungi, Ascomycota, Eurotiomycetes, Eurotiales, Aspergillaceae.
UGGUGGAUGAAGUUGCGACUGGAGCGAGACAGAGAUAGAGUACCUUUUCCCGACCUCCGGGCUCAAUGAAGUGCUGACUACGCCACUGCAUCCGCCACACUAGCUGUGACUUAUCAGCCACAGUUCUGGGCCCGUGAUGUGGCGGUGCAACUUUCCCGCGUGCGGCGAGUUUGGGCACACUUCUUGCCUGCUCCGCUUUCAUAUAUGGACAGUUCUAUACAUUGAGGCGUGGGGAUGCAGCAUUAGUUUUCAAUAUGAUGGCUUGAACACACUGUAAUACCCUCCGCGUAGUCCUUUAAGUGUACUGGAGUAAUUUAUAAAACAUCAAAGGGCCUGUAUGAUGGCCCCCAAUGGGCCGAUAUCAGCCGAGGGUCUUGGGGCUGAAAUCUAAGGGGCCGUUUAGCGCUCUCUCACGUUGUGGUUUGUCUCUCUUUGCCCGCUCCGCUCGUCGAUCUGGCCUCAAGACGGACCUCUGCACGCUUCCGUCCAUUCUUCUCGACACUCUCUUCGGCCUCUUUUUCUUUUUCUUUUUUCUUGCCCUGUGAUGGGGACGUUUCUCUUCACUGUCUACAAUCAUUAAUCUCGAUCCCACCAUUGCUGUUGUGGUGAAGAGCUGCGCGCUGUUGAGAGCUUCGUCAUAGCAGCUUUCAAUAGCUAUUGCGCCCUCUGGAUUCGAUUCCUCUAAUUUGGCGACUCACUCACGACCCCACUAGUCUUAUAGCUUCAUUCACUUUUUUGACCUUAUUCCAUCGUUCGAUUCUCACCUGUUCCGCCCAUCCCCCUUGACCCUCGUCCGUCACGUCUCCGCGGAUAAAACCUGCAACCAUAAUGGGCCAGAAAUCGAAGGAUACAUUGGCCGUACGGCCGCAGAGCCGUGGUCGGCGCUCUCGCAGUCGCUCACCGAACCCUAAGGGUGCGAAGCCUGCAAAGAUUGCUAGCUACGCCUCGGACGGUGUGCGAGACAAUGACAUUCUCAACCUCCCCGCCUCCGACUACAAACUGCUCGUGCUGGUGACAUUGAUUGCGGCCGCUGUCCGCUUGUUCCGCAUUUACCAGCCCAGCAGUGUUGUGUUCGAUGAAGUACAUUUCGGUGGCUUCGCAAGCAAGUACAUCAAGGGAAAGUUUUUCAUGGAUGUCCACCCCCCUCUCGCCAAGCUGUUGAUCACGCUGGCUGGCUGGCUGGCCGGCUUUGACGGAAACUUUGACUUCAAGGAUAUCGGCAAGGACUACAUCGAGCCUGGCGUGCCGUACGUGGCAAUGCGAAUGCUGCCCGCUAUUCUCGGCGUUCUCACGGUCUCCUUGAUGUUCCUGACCCUUAAGGCGACUGGCUGCCGAACUUCGACCGCUGUCAUGGGUGCUGGGCUUGUGAUCUUUGAUAACGCGCUGACCACCCAAUCUCGCCUGAUCCUGUUGGACUCGCCCCUCAUAUUCUUCACUGCUCUGACUGCGUUGACCUUCAGCUGCUUCACAAACCAGCAGGAAUUGGGACCCGCCGCUGCUUUCAAGGGCGCAUGGUGGUUCUGGCUAGCCGCUACGGGUGUUUCCCUUGGAGCUACUCUCAGCGUCAAGUGGGUUGGUCUCUUCACCAUGGCCUGGGUUGGGUCCCUCACGGUCCUCCAGCUUUGGGUCGUGCUCGGUGACUCUAAGACUGUGACUCCGCGAUUGUGGUUCAAGCACUUCUUCUCCCGUGUCUUCUGUCUGAUCGUUAUUCCCCUUGGUUUCUAUAUGGCCAUGUUUGGUAUCCACUUCCUCUGCCUUGUCAACCCCGGUGAAGGUGAUGGUUUCAUGUCGUCCGAGUUCCAGGCUACCUUGAACUCCAAGUCCAUGCAAGAUGUGCCAGCGGAUGUUUCUUUCGGCUCCCGUGUCAGCAUUCGUCACCACAACACCCAGGGUGGCUACUUGCACUCGCACAAUCACAUGUACCCCACCGGUAGCAAGCAGCAGCAGAUUACUCUUUAUCCGCACAAGGACGAGAACAAUGUUUUCAUCAUGGAGAACCAGACUCAGCCCCUAGGCCCCUAUGGUGAAAUCGAAGGCCCCUUUGCCUGGGACAACUCGUCCGUGAGCUUCAUCGAGGAUGGAGCCGUUGUGCGCCUCUACCAUGAGCUUACCCACCGACGCGUCCACUCCCACGACGAACGCCCACCCGUGACUGAGGCAGACUGGCAGUUCGAGGUCUCUGCCUACGGAUAUGAAGGAUUCCCCGGUGAUGCCAAUGACCUAUUCAAGAUUGAGAUUGUGAAAUCUCUCUCCGAGGGUGCCGAAGCCAAGAAGCGAGUGCGCACCAUUCAGACCAAGUUCAAGCUGGUGCACGUCAUGACUGGAUGUGUUCUUUUCUCCCACAAGGUCAAGCUUCCCGAGUGGGGCUUCGAGCAGCAAGAGGUCACCUGCGCUCGUGGUGGUACUCUACCAAACAGCAUUUGGUAUAUCGAGUCUAACACUCACCCCAUGAUGCCCGCGGAUGCUGAGAAGGUCAACUACCGCAACCCCGGCUUCUUGGGCAAGUUCUGGGAGCUGCAGAAGGUCAUGUGGACUACCAACGCCGGCUUGGUGGAGUCGCAUGCCUGGGACUCUCGCCCUCCUUCGUGGCCCACUCUUCUCCGUGGUAUCAACUUCUGGGGUAAGGACAACCGCCAGAUCUACCUUCUGGGUAACCCACUUAUUUGGUGGUCUUCCACCGCUGCUAUUGGCAUCUACUUCCUUUUCAAGGCUAUCGCGGUUAUCCGCUGGCAGCGCAGCUGCAAUGACUAUCGUCACAUCUCGUUCAAGCGAUUCGACUACGAGGUCGGCACCAGCGUUCUUGGAUGGUUCUUCCACUACUUCCCCUUUUUCCUCAUGGCCCGCCAGCUCUUCCUGCACCACUACCUGCCCGCUCUCUACUUCGCCAUUAUGGUUCUCUGCCAAGAAUUUGACUUCAUCACCAACCGUAUCAAGAGCCUUGGACUGGCAUCGAGGCCCGCCAUUGGCAAGGUCCUGAUGGCCGGAUUCCUGAUCCUCAGCAUUGCAGUUUUCACCCUUUACACUCCUUUGAUUUACGGCAACCCCUGGACCCAGAGUGCCUGCCAGAAGGUCAAGCUUCUGGAUGGCUGGGAUUUCGACUGCAACACCUUUCACACCGACCUGAGCCAAUAUGUCACUGAUGUGGACAACUUCAUGAAAAUCGUUCCGACUGAGCAAGCCCAGAUCCACAAUCUUGGGGACCACCAGCAGCAAGAACAAGCACCUGCCGCCGAGAUUUCCCAGCAACAACAGCCGGAAGAUCAGGCUGCCGUAACCCAGCCCAAGCUCUCCGGUUCCGUGGCCCGUGUUGAGUAUCGCGACCAGCAUGGCAACGUUCUCCCCGAGGAUGUAGUCGCUUCGCUUCGCGCGGAGGGCAAAGUCAAAUUUGAGACCCGAUAUGAGUCCCGCUCCAAGCUUGAGCACGCUCAAGAGAUCCCCAUCGUGGAUGGUCAGCUUGCUCCCCCACAUCCGGAUGUCGAGGGACAGAACCCUGAGACCGGCUCCGGAAAGCCCGAGGACUCGGUUCCACCCGAGACCCCUGCCUCAGUUGCAGAAGGCAACGUCCGCUCCGUGGAGAGCUCGGAGUCCCCCGAAGCCAAACCUGCCAGUGAGGGUUUUGAAGCUACUAAAUAAGCAAUUUGCUUCAAGGUCGGGGAUGCUAAAAUAUAAGAGGGGACUGGAAAAACUUCACACUAUGUAUCAUGAAACCUUAUAGCUAUUCCUUUAUCUCAUCGUCGUGAUUAGUUGCUUUUAAAGUGCUGCACAACAUCAAUUGUGAUAUGAGCGUUUCUAUUAUCGCAAUGGUCCAAUAGCCUUCCCAGCAUUGUAGCUUCGGGGCAAAGUGGAUCCUCCCGAGAGUUCCCGAAAAGCUCGACCCUCCUGGUCAGGCCACUAUCAGAACAUGCAGCGUAGAGACACGAAGACUGGACAGGAGAAAUGGGAUCACAGAUGACAAAUGAAAUGAAGAGACCGGUUUCCAAUUGACUCUUUAUCUGAACAACGGAUACUAUGCACAAAUCUUCGAUAAUCGCAAUGGCAAGCCCACCAACAACCCUCCCCCUUCGUCACCAUAACUGUAGUAUACAGCAGCCAGUCACUUACGUCUAAGUGACCAUUCGCUCUCGCACCAUCUUUUAAAAGGCUUCGAAAAAGCCGUUUAGUAGUCCCACUCCUCCUUGCCGUACUUGUUGAACUUCUCGUGGAGGUCCUAUAAGCAAGCACGAAAUGGUCAGCAUCUUGGAAAAGACAUGUUUGGGCAGAACUGCCGAGAUUAGAAGCGAAAGCGUCCAGAAAUUGUAGACGUGAGAAGUAUAGGAAUCGCGACUUGGCCGACGAGGGAAUUGGAGCGGCAUACCUCGGGGAGGGUGACGUUGGGAACAAUGACGGUGUUCAUGGCGCUGGGGGCAGCGCGGAGGGGCUGGUUCUUGUCGCCGUGGGGGUGGUACUGGUACUUGUAGACCUUGCCAUCGCCAGCCUCGGCGUGCCAGGGCAUGGCGGACUCGCCGAUGCGGACGUUGCUCUCGGAGUUGACGGAGGUGGGCUUGCUGCCGAAGUACCUGAUAUCGCAAAACACCACCAAUUAGCCAAUCGAAUCUUCAUAGUCGACAAGCUUGAGCUCCAAUGAACGCGUCAUCUCCUUUCUCGGUGGAAAGCUUUCGCAGGGAGUGGGUGUAGUGUCACAUGGAGCGCGGCUGUCGGGUAAUAGUUGUGGGAGGGGGUUUAUUCACCAGCCAGCGAGCAGGAAAGCACCGGACAUGACACCGAGCAGAACCUGAACACAUAAUUAUUAGAUUGAAAGGUCGAAUAGAAAUCAAUGGCAGUUCGAAGGCCGUACGUAGAGCUCAGGGUCCUUCUUGGGGGCCUUGUCGAGGCUGGCCUCCUCAACCUUGGAGGACAUGAAGCGGCGCGGGGGAGCGCGGAAGAUGGGCUGGCGAGCCAGAGCCCGGCGGGAAGCCAUGGCAGCGAUCGAAGACAUGCUUGCAGCUGGUCGUGCGUGGAGUUGGAAUUCGCGGAGAACUGGAGACGGG